AAUUUUUUUUUUUUUUGAGUUGCGUAUUGACGAUUAUCUCAAUACUUUCAACACAUCUACAGAGUCCACUGUAACUAUAACUUUUAUUUAAAAAAAGUUAAUUCUCAUACUUAAUGUCCAUUUAUACAUUUAUAAAAGAAUAAUCAUUCAAAAAGUAGUUUAGCAUUUUAUUAAAAGCAUCUCUUUUAUCGAUUUAAAGAAAAAAAAAAAAUAAUAAUGGCUAAAAGUGACGACGAAGAGUCAAUGACAUAUGAAGAAGAGGAUAACUUUACUCAUGAUUCGGAUGAAGAAGGUGAAGACAUUGGUUAUGGUCGAAAAGGGAAUCCAAUCGAUGAUGAUGACGAUGAAGAAGAAGAAGAGGAAGAGGAUGAAGAAGAAGCUCGAAAAAUUGCUGAAGGUUUCAUUGUGGACGAUGAAGAAGAAUCUGACGCUUCUGAUGAAGUAACUGUUCGUCGUAAGAAAAGAAAGAAGGUUGACGACUAUGAUGAAGAUCUGGAUGAAGAAGAUUUAGAAUUAUUAGAAGAAAAUACGGGUAUCAAAAUUAAUCGUUCAACUGGUCCAAAAUUAAAACGUCUUAAACGUGGACGUGAAGAGCAAACCUACAAGAAAGCUAAACGUUCUGAUAAUAUCUUUUCUGACGAGGAUGAAGAAGCAGAAGAUAUUGCUGAAAGUACUUCUCGCGAUGUUCAUCGUCAUGAUCAAUAUGAGGAAGAAUAUGAUAAUAGAGCAAGUUAUAGACAUCGUGAUACCUAUGAUGAUAUGGGUGACUUUAUUGCUGAUGAAGAUGAAGAUGAUUUAAAUGAGGUCUUGGGUGGUAGUGGCCCAAAUCGUGGUUAUGCUGAUGACCGUGGUGGCCGUGGAAGAGUCAAUAAGGAUAUGAUGAAUAUUUUACCUGCUGGCAUAAGUGAAGAUGUCCUUGUUGAUAUGUAUGAUAUUUUUGGCGAUGGUGGAGAUUAUGAGUGGGCAUUGUAUGAUGAUGAGGAGAAUGAAGCAACAAAAGAACGCGAGCCUCAAUUGGCAGAUAUAUUUGAACCUAGUGAACUUGCUGAGCGAAUGAUGACAAAAAAGGAUGAAGAAAUUCGUUCACGUGAUGUUCCUGAGCGUUUACAAAUGCGUUAUGAAGGUUUCAACAAGCCUUUUGAACAGGCUACAAAUGAUGAAGUUCAAGAAGAAGGCGCCUGGAUUGCUCGUAUUAUGGCUAAUCAUCGUGGACAAGAGCAACCCACAGAUCAAUUUACUUCUGCUGUUGCUUACGUCGUAAGCUUUUUUACUCGUGAAUUCCUUGAAGUACCUCAUAUUAAAGAUCAUCGUCGUGAUUAUUUUACCGAAAUAGACAAAGCAACAGGCCUUACUAAAGAAAUUUUAACCGAAAAAGAUCUUUGGGAGAUCUAUGAUCUUGAUUUCAAAUACCAUAGUUUUGUGGAUCGUCGUAAUACUCUAAAAGAAUUUAUUGCUAAAUGUCAAAUCGAUGACGAGUAUAUAAAUACAAUGAUGAAUCGGGCCGAAAGAGUGGAGGAGAUUACAGAUUUGACAGAUUUCAUUAAUAUGAAGUUUUCAGACAAAAUUAACACUAUGCAACAACAAACACGUGGCCCUAAACGCCCCACAAAUAAAUCACUCUACGAAUUAAGUCGAAACUCAAAGAUGCACGAGUUUUUACCUCGAUUUGGUAUUACGGCUAAAGAGUUUGGUUCCAACUUUAUGGAGGGAAAUCGUCGCCAUUUCCCUGAAGAUUCAACUGUUGAUCCUGUUGUGGAAGCAGAUAUGUAUACAGAUCAAAGCUUUUCUGAUGCUCAAAAGAUUCUCAAGGCAUGUCGUUCUGUUCUUGCACAGGAAAUUUCUUAUGAUCCUCAAGUUAGAAAGGCAAUGCGUAAAGACUUUGAGUCCUAUGCUAUCAUUAGUGUCAAACCUACUGAAAAGGGAUAUAAUGUGAUUGAUGAGCUUCAUCCUAUGCAUCCCUUCAAAUUCUUGACAAACAAGCCAAUUACAGAAUUCAAAGAUGGACAAUUCUUACAUAUCUUGAAGGGUGAAGAUGAUAACUUGUUAAAGGUGAAUAUCAAUAUUAGUGAUUACUCUGCUUGGUUUGAUAGAAUUUGCGAAUUCUAUAUCUCUGAUGGCUAUAGUGAUUCAGUACAACAAUGGAAUGAACAGCGUAAACAAAUUAUUGAACAAGCACUCAAGGAGUAUUUGAUGCCCUUAAUGUCUAAAUAUGUUCGUGAAAAAUUGCGUAUUGAAGCCCAAGAAGCUAUCUGUCAAGCCUCCUUUAAUAGUCUUUACAACAAAAUUAAUGUAGGUCCCUUUAGAGGCCCUGAAUCGCAAUUUAAGAGCUCCUUACCUCGUGUUAUCACUGUCUCCUCGGGUAAUGGGGGUAAUAAGGAUCCAAUCGUUGCUGUCUUUGUGAAUCAACGUGGUAAAGUGUUGGAUCAGAUUGAAGUACCCAACUUGAAGGAUGAUCGUUACUGGAAGGAAAUGUCUGAUUUUAUCAAAUCCAAGAAAGCAAAUGUCUUGGGCAUUGCUGGCUAUAAUGCAGAGACGCGUCGUGUUAUUAAACACAUGCAGACCAUGAUUAGUGAAAUUAAUCAAUAUAACGAGCAAAAUGGCAUAUCAAAAAUGGAUAUGGUUGUUGUAGAUGAUGAAGCUGCUCGUCUUUACAAGAAUUCACGUCGUGCUCAAGAAGAAUUUGCUGAUUUUUCAGAAACAAUGCGUUAUUGUGUCUCACUUGCUCGUCGUUUACAAAGCCCCGUUUGGGAAUAUGCUGGUUUAGGACGCGAUCUGUUAGCCAUUCAUUAUCAUGAUCUUCAACAUUUAGUACCUGAAGAUACCCUCUUUUCUUACUUGGAGCGUGCUCUGAUUAGUGUUGUAAAUGAUUUAGGUUUUGAUAUUAAUGCUGCUAUUCAAAAUAGUUAUCUUGCAAGUGCAUUGCAAUACGUCUGUGGCUUUGGUCCACGUAAAGCUCAGAGCAUUCUCAAAAAAAUUGAGGCCACAGGUGAACUUGAAAGUCGUACAGCUCUUGUUCUUCGCAAAUUGACCCCGGCAAAUACCUUUAUGAAUUGUGCUAGCUAUCUUCGUAUUCGUGAUAUCGAUGGCGCUGACAUUUUAGAUGAUACUCGUAUUCAUCCACAAGAUUAUGAACUAGCUCGCAAGAUGGCCGCUGAUGCACUUGAAAUUGACGAGGAUGAAAUGGAUGAUUAUGAUUCAAAGGUAGCUGUGGUUACUCGUGUUAUCAAGGAAUAUCCUGAUAAAUUAAAUGAUUUGAUUCUAGAUGAUUAUGCUGUCGUCUUACGUAAGCAAUACAAUGCCCCUAAACGUCAAAUUUUGGAGCAUAUCAAAUUAGAACUUCAAGGCCCCUACCACGAUCGUCGUCAACGAUAUAGUCGUCCUACAACUGAAGAGGCCUUCAUUAUGGUAACAGGUGAAACUCGUCAAACACUUAGCGAGGGCUUUAUUAUCCCUGCUAUGGUUGUUGCCAUUCGUGGAAAAUUUGCCAAUUGCGUACUUGAUUCUGGCCUUGAAGGUAUGAUCUACAUAGACAAUGUAGCAGAUGAACGAAUCAUGAAUGUGAGUGAUGUCUUGCAAGUAGGACAGACGGUAAACUGUAAGGUGCUUCGUAUUGAUCGAGACAAAUUUAUGGUUGAUUUGUCCUGUAAACCUUCAGAUACGAAACCAGGAUCUGAUUUCAAUCUGCGCAAGUUACCAGAGGAUCCUUAUUAUGAUCGUGUUGAGGAAACGAAAGAACGUGAAGAACAUCGUGCAAGCAGUCGUCGAAAACAAGCUCGCUCUACACGAGUGAUUAAGCAUCCUCUCUUUAGACCUUUUAAUCAUAUUGAAGCAGAGGAAUACUUGUCCACACGUCAACGUGGUGAUAUCGUCAUCCGACCUUCCUCUCAUGGCUAUGAUCAUAUUGCAAUUACAUGGAAGGUAGAUGAUGAUAUCUAUCAACAUGUGGAUGUGGUUGAAGUUAAAAAUAAAAAUGAUAUUCAUGCUCCUGCUCGACUCAAGAUUGGCAAUUAUACGUUUGAAGACCUAGAUGAAUUAAUCGUUACCUAUAUUGAAGCUGUGGCACGUAAAGUAGAAGAACUGAUGGCCCAUCCUAAAUACCGUCCAGGCGGUAUUCGUGCAUUAAACGAUCAUUUAACAGCACAGACGCAAGCCAAUCCAAAGAUGUCUGCCUAUGGUUUCAAAUUAAGCGUUCGUGGUCCUCCAAUGCGUUGGGUUGUUCGUGUUUUACCUGAUGGAUAUCGUUUACGUGACGUUUCAUACCCUCAAGUAGAUGAUUUGAUUAAUGGAUUUAAACAUAUUCAAGUAGCAGAAGCUCAACGUCACAAAAAGAGAAGCAUGAAUAGAUAUUAAAUUAAUAAUAAUAAGAAUACACUCUCACAUUACAUGAAUGUAUAAAUUAUUUCAUUUUUACUUGAAAAAAAAAAUAUCAAUAAAUAAAUAUAUACACACAUUUUUUAUUAUUAU
Messenger RNA from Cokeromyces recurvatus, 4464 nucleotides. RefSeq names its product SH2 domain-containing protein. Gene Ontology annotation, biological process: transcription elongation by RNA polymerase II; transcription elongation-coupled chromatin remodeling; positive regulation of transcription elongation by RNA polymerase II. Bases 217 to 4350 code for a protein of 1377 amino acids. Lineage: Eukaryota; Fungi; Mucoromycota; Mucoromycetes; Mucorales; Mucoraceae. Gene Ontology annotation, molecular function: DNA binding; histone binding; nucleosome binding. The record is from RefSeq and is a predicted model, not a curated record. The transcript is spliced from 8 exons. Gene Ontology annotation, cellular component: transcription elongation factor complex.